AAACUGGUCGGUGUGUUCCAAAACCGUCGAUUGCGUCAUUCUUCAGGGAAGUCUAUGACUUUACGGCAGUGUUGACAUCGUCCUUCGACUGUAGUUCAGCAUGAAGUAGCUAAAUUUACAUCAAACGUUUGAUUCAAAUGAGCUUAUUUGAUCUAUUUCGUGGAUUUUUUUGGGUACCUGGAGGAGGCCAUGAUCGUGGUGAGGGCCGAAGGGACCCCUUCUUCGAUGGCAUGACCCAUGACGAUGAUGAUGACGAAGAGGAGGAUGGACUCUACUUUGAUGGUUCCCAGGGUGGUGGUGGCCAGCAGGACCUGUUUGAUAAUCAGUGGAGGUUUGGGUUCAGCAUGGGCCCAAACGGAGUGAGGAUCCAGGAGCCUGAGAUGUUUGGCCAGUUCUUCAGAGAGAUGGAAAUCUUAUCACAGCUAGGGCGAUACGAUGGUCAGUUUGGUAGGAGCAGUCAUCCUUGGCCUGGUCUCAAUAUUUUUUUUGGUGUUCCCAGUAUUGAGGCGCCCCUUUCCCAGGACAGGUCAGAGAAAGGUGGGGGAGGAUCCAGUAGUGGAAACUCCUUGAGGGACUUCAUGUUGAAAGGCCCCAAUGACUGCCCAUGCGGGUCGACUGGGCUACCAUCAGGACCAUCAGGAGAGCCCAGGGUCGAUAAGAACCCUCCAUCUGGUGGCCCAUGUUUCCCCAACGCACCCUUUUCUAAGUUCAAUGAUAUUUGGAGAGGAAGGCUACAAAGGGGUCAAAAGCAGGAGCCAAAAGCAGACAGAGAUCUGGACUCGCAAGUGUCCCUUGGAGGGCUCGAUCAGAUUCUAGCGCCACCUGCUGGGUCUUCCACUCAGCCAAAGAUGCGCUCUUACUUCCAGUCGGUCACUGUCACCAAAGUGGUGAAGCCUGAUGGGAGUGUUGAGGAGAGGCGCACAGUCCAAGAUGGCCAGGGGAACGAGGAAACCACAGUGACUUAUAUAGGGGGGCGCGAGGGGGUACAGGAUCAAGCCGGACCGCUCUUACCACCAGGUGGCACACACCCCUUUUCGGAAAUGCACGAUGAUCUUUCCUUGUUUUCAAAAUUCUUUGGAGGCAGGAGGUGAACCUAUUGAUUGGAAGCUCGGAAGAAGAAUAAAUGUCAAAUCAUUUCUAGACAUUAUUUCACUGUAUGGCAUUGUGGUAUAGUAAUGUUUAGGGUUGGGUUAUAUUUUCAGUAAGGAUUUAAUGAAGCCUGUUUAUUGUCUCUCUCUUAACUAUAGUUAGGCUGGAUAAACUAAGCUUGGUCCCAGAUCUGUUUGUGCUCUUGCCAACUCCAUUGCCAAGCCAAAAAUGACUUGGCAUGACAAGGAGUUGGCAUGAUGUUACAACAGACUGGCACUCAGGCUAGAAUAAAAAAAACUGAGUAUUUCUGUACAGUAAAACGUGUAGCAUGGCAGUGUGAUUCUUAAUUGACCAAUACCCACUAAGAGAGCUAGGUAGAAAAUAUUAUGAACAAAAUUGAAGAGUCAAAUAACCCUUUUGUGAAUAGUUUGCAGAAACAGCUCAACCUAAAUCAAGCAUAAGAAAAUUCUGACUUGUCAAUAUGCAUAUUUUAUUUUUGUGAAGUCCUUUUCAAAUUCUGCAAUGUGAAUUUAUGACUGAACAAUAGAGGCGUAAUAUAUUUACACCUAGUGUUUUUUAUAAAAUUGUGAUGCUUGUUUAAAUCUGUUGAAAAACGACCUGUCGGGGGCCCUGGUCAAAAGUAGUGCACUAUUUAGGGAAUAGGGUGUCAUAUGGGACGCAGAACUCACAUGAGGACCUCUAACCCUUUUGCCUCAAUUUGGGUCACACUACUCAGAAGCAUUUGCAUUUUUUGUAGAUCACACAAUUUUUUUUGUUGCCAUUUCUAUGAAGUAAGAUUAAAAAGAACUAGGCUCUUAUAACAAUGAAAUGGUAUUUCCAGAAAACAAGCGUAACUUGUACCUUUUUGUUGUUGCCUGAGGACAAACUGAAGUAAUUUUGAAGGGUGUUGACCAGUUUUCAACAAAAGCAUUGCUACAUGUACUCUGUAAUAUGGGUUAACUUUAAUGUGAUCUUCAUGAUGACAUCUGCUACCACAUUUUUGCUUUGCAAAAGACACACAAUCUGAUGUAUGUUUUUGCCAGAUACUUCUGUAGGUGUGGUGUUAAUGGCCUGCUAAACAACAGUCCAAGGCUUCUAAAUUUAAAAUGUACUUCAUGUCAUACACUUAUUUCUUGAGACGCAAGAGAGCUCGUAAGCUAGUAUGUCUGUUUAGAAAAUAUAGGAUGGUCAUCUUAUUGAUGAUGGAGGAUUAUCAUCAUUUAGCUAAAUGCUCACCUCUGACCUAAUCUGUUCCAUUAUAUGGUCAGAGACGCAACUGGUUUAAGAAAUAAAAAAUGUAAAAAUG
Salvelinus namaycush (lake trout) is the source of this 2395-nucleotide messenger RNA. RefSeq names its product HCLS1 associated protein X-1 (gene hax1). The transcript is spliced from 7 exons. Gene Ontology annotation, cellular component: mitochondrion; actin cytoskeleton; sarcoplasmic reticulum. NCBI's taxonomy places the organism in Eukaryota, Metazoa, Chordata, Actinopteri, Salmoniformes, Salmonidae. The record is from RefSeq and is a predicted model, not a curated record. Gene Ontology annotation, biological process: negative regulation of apoptotic process; regulation of actin filament polymerization. The coding region runs from base 138 to 1091 and encodes 317 amino acids.